CGUUAAAUUGGCGCGAGAAGAUAGAUCGGGUUUUAUUAAAAACGGGUCGGGGGAUCAUUAACUUCUGCUUCUUCGAAAGCGAAAAAAAACCAGAAAAAAAAAUUCGAAACUGAAAUUGAAAUUGAGAAAAUCCCGAUCUGUAGAAGAAGGAAGCAAGAAGCUGAGGAGAGUUUUGAUCGAUUCAGACCUAGUAUACUGCAAUCCAAAGCCCUAAUUUUUGAAAUCAGGGAUUCCCUUAAUUUGUAGUCUUGUGAGAUUUCUCGAUUUGUUUUGUUUCCGUCGCCGUCAAUGGCAGAUGGGUACUGGAACCAGCAGCAGAGACAGUACCAGCCUCCAACGUCUUCGACCCAUCACGGUGGUCUUCCGAAACGUCACCGUUCUGACUUCGAAGGUCCACCACCGUCUGUGAUGCCUUCAGGCCAUGAUAGGCACAGCUAUAUGUCACGGGAUGAGGAGGAUCGAGGUAUCCCUCAUUCUUUGAAUGAUACUAGAACGAUUGGAUCAGCUUAUGACCGGUACCUGCAGAGUAUGCAAACGCCUUCUGUUCCAUCUGAGGAAGCUGAUCCAUUUAAUGGUGUUGUUGGCAUGGGAAGACCAGGGGGUAACAAUAUGAUGCCUGGUCCAACCAUGGGUGGGCGUGGUGGGCUUUUGCCUCCAGAUUCUAGGCCAAAUGGUCGGGAUAUGAGUCAUGGUCAGCCGGAUUCAGUUGGUAGGCCGAGCCGCAAACUGCAGUCUCUACCUCAUGAUGUAUCCAACACUCUAUAUGUUGAAGGACUUCCUUCUAAUUGCUCAAGAAGAGAAGUGUCCCAUAUAUUUCGGCCUUUCGUGGGAUAUAGAGAAGUGAGACUUGUGACUAAGGAUUCAAAACAUGUAAGAAGGAAUGGAGAUCCUAUUGUUCUUUGUUUUGUUGAUUUUGAAAGCCCUGCAUGUGCAGCAACUGCACUUAGCGCCUUGCAAGACUAUCGAAUGGAUGAAGACGAACCUGAUUCCAAGAUUUUGCGGCUACAAUUUUCCAGAAACCCAGGUCCAAGACCAGGACAACGUGGAGGAAGGAGGUGAUUAGUAAGUGACAUUUGAGGUACAUUGACCAAAUGGUAACUUAUUGUUUCGCGCUUUCAUCGUCCCUCCUGCAAAUAGAUUAUUGUCUCACUCGAAACAAUAGAGAUGUAUGGAGAGACACAAGAGUCUAGCAGAUGAGGUGAUUAGAACCUCAAGUCCUCUUUUUUUUUUUUUUUUCUUUCAUCUCCUGGAUAGAUUUAGUGCAUGAUCUUAUCAAUGCCCAUCUAUCAAAGCCUGUUUAUUUAUUACAGUCAUUUCCUUUGUAUGUGGGAAUUAUACGGAUUAGGAUUUCGAUAGUGUUUACUCAAAGAUUAUUAGUUGUAUUUGUUCAUUACUUCCAUAACAAUAUUGUGAUAGAAUCUCAUAUUACUCUUCUUUUUUUAACUACCAUGAUUCUCAGUGA
Messenger RNA from Camelina sativa (false flax), 1462 nucleotides. Its product is annotated as nuclear speckle RNA-binding protein B. The record is from RefSeq and is a predicted model, not a curated record. Gene Ontology annotation, molecular function: RNA binding. Lineage: Eukaryota; Viridiplantae; Streptophyta; Magnoliopsida; Brassicales; Brassicaceae.